AUGUACCCCCAGGAGGUUUUACCUGUUUCCCGCAAGAAUCGUGCCCCCAAGGGCAAUGUCGAGACGUUCCUCGCUCGAGUCGCUAAAACCAGGAAACAUCGAAGGUCUCAUGCAGAUGAGGACAUUUUCGCUUAUGAAGAAGAAAAACGACGACAAAAUGCCGGGUGUGCCGUCUCGUUAGACGAGUCUGAGAGCGACGACGACAGCCCUCCCUCGUCGAGAGCACCCGGCGCGGAUGAGAAAGACGAAGUGCCUUCCUCGGGGACAGGGAAACCCGUGGAAGACGGUCUUGUUCGGAAAGAAAAACCCGGUGUUGAGCACGUGGAAUCACCACCAGGAAAGCGUCCAGAAGAGCCUGGUGCACAGAGAGGGCGGGACAACCCGCGAGAGAAGCUGAGCGACGAGCUACUUCGGGACUGCGUCGAAUGCUUUAUGCUGCAUGAUGGUGAUAAAGAUGGUUUUGUUCCGAUUGACGAACUCCCAUGGAUGCUGCGCAAUCUGGGGCAGUUCUGGACAAAGAAGGAGUUGAAUGGCUUAACCGUGCGACUCCAGAUUGAAGGCGUCAGUCAACUGAAUGUGACAGACUUCAUCGAUAUCGUUGCAAGAGAGCAGGAUCGGAGGCAGCUGGACGUCGGCAAACUCCUCGAAGCGUUCCGGGUGAUGGACAGGCAAAAGAAGAACAGCGUGGUGCUCAGCGAACUGAAGCACUACAUGCAAGUAUUUGGGGAACGCAUGAGCGAAGACGACUGGAACACGCUGGUUGGCAUGAAAGUCGACGUCUGGGAAGGCUACCAGCCCUCUGCAAUCAAACGAGCAACCUUCAUUGAAAUGUUUUCUGGGAAAACCGAAGACAGUCUUUGA
Molecule: messenger RNA, 861 nt
Organism: Neospora caninum
Lineage: Eukaryota; Apicomplexa; Conoidasida; Eucoccidiorida; Sarcocystidae
Product: putative calmodulin
Exons: 1
Coding region: 1-861 (286 amino acids)
Cellular component (GO): myosin II complex
Molecular function (GO): calcium ion binding
Source: RefSeq, a predicted model, not a curated record